Molecule: messenger RNA, 1659 nt
Organism: Penicillium argentinense
Lineage: Eukaryota; Fungi; Ascomycota; Eurotiomycetes; Eurotiales; Aspergillaceae
Product: putative Na/H antiporter
Exons: 5
Coding region: 1-1659 (552 amino acids)
Biological process (GO): regulation of membrane potential; sodium ion export across plasma membrane; proton export across plasma membrane
Cellular component (GO): plasma membrane
Molecular function (GO): sodium:proton antiporter activity
Source: RefSeq, a predicted model, not a curated record
AUGCCGACCCUCGCAUUGAUCAACUUCAACAUCGUCUGUGCGACCCUCGGGGGCUUCGUCUCCCUCUUCGGACUGGUAUCAUACCUAUGCAAAGAGCGAUUCUAUCUCUCAGAAGCGCUGAUUUCUUUGCUCGCUGGGGUAGCCUUCUCUCCCCAUGCAGCUAAUUUCAUCAGACCCGAGGAUUAUGCUCAGCACAACCAGCAGAACCUCGAUGCAAUCACCUUGCACUUCACCCGCCUCGUCCUCGGCGUGCAACUGGUCCUAGCCGGAGUCCAGCUACCGAAACGCUACCUGCAGAUCGAAUGGCGGAGUCUCUCGCUACUCCUGGGCCCAGGCAUGGUCGCCAUGUGGGUGUGCAGUAGCUUAAUUGUCUGGGCCAUGAUUCCCAAUUUCAAGUUCCUUCACGCAUUGAUCGUGGGAGCCUGCGUCACGCCCACGGACCCCGUCUUGUCCAAUUCAAUUGUUAAGGGCAAAUUUGCGGACAAACAUGUCCCGCGUCCGCUACAGCGGAUUAUCGUGGCCGAGUCGGGCGCAAACGAUGGACUCGGGUACCCGUUCUUGUUCUUCGGUAUAUACCUGCUGCAGUAUCUGGGGAUGAGUAGUCAGGAAUAUAGUGGAGGCGCGGGGAAGGCCAUGGGGCUGUGGUUCUAUGAGACUUGGGCUUACGAAAUUCUGCUGAGUGUUGCCUAUGGAACUAUUACUGGAUGGUUGUCCAGGAAGCUACUCCAUUGGGCUGAGGAAAAACACUAUGUGGAUCGGGAGAGUUUCCUGGUCUUUGCAAUUGCACUUGCGCUCUUCAUCGUGGGAACGUGUGGUCUUAUCGGGACCGACGAUCUUCUUGCAUGCUUCAUUGCAGGAAAUGUGUUCACGCAAGAUGACUGGUUCCGCCUCGAGACAAUGGACGACUCUCUCCAACCCACCAUCGACAUGUUGCUCAACUUAGCUGUAUUCAUGUGGUUUGGCGCAGUUUGCCCUUGGUCAUCUUUCCUGAACAACGACAUCAUCCCGCUCUACCGGCUCAUUUUCCUGGGUAUUCUCGUCCUCAUCUUCCGCCGGCUUCCAGUCGUUCUGGCCAUGCACAAGUACAUCCACCAGAUCGAGCAUCUCCGACAAGCCGCCUUUGUCGGAUUCUUCGGCCCGAUUGGUGUCGGAGCAAUCUUCUACCUCUCGGUUAGUCGGGAGUUUCUGCUCGAGAUCAAAGUCGACGGCCAAGUACGAGAAGAUGCCAAGGAAGUCGCGGAGGCCGUUAAUAUUGUGGUGUGGUUUUUGGUUAUUUGCAGUAUCGUCGUUCACGGACUAUCCGUUCCAAUCGGAAAAGCCGGCUACCACCUCCCGCGAACCAUCUCCAGCGUGAUCAGCACGAGCACCGACGAGCCCGAGCCAGUCCCGAUUUCCAAUAUCCGCCACACCCAUAGCACCGCGACGCCCUUGGACGACUCAAGCUUCCGCACCCGCAAACGUGGGCAGCGCUCAGCCUCGCCGAACCCGCCUCUUUUCCGCAUCAGGCGCUCGGUCAUUCGGGCUCCUGCGGACGAACAACAGCAGCCUGGUUCGGGCCAGACUGAUGAGCCGGAGAGACCCGUCAAUAUGGGUCUUCAUGAUUACCCGACACUCUCGAAUGAGGGAGCGGAGGUUUCUGACUCUGCUCGGUCUACCUGA